This is a messenger RNA of Paraphaeosphaeria sporulosa, 2297 nucleotides long. Its product is annotated as oxidoreductase-like protein. The transcript has a single exon. The coding region runs from base 268 to 2079 and encodes 603 amino acids. Gene Ontology annotation, molecular function: oxidoreductase activity. Lineage: Eukaryota; Fungi; Ascomycota; Dothideomycetes; Pleosporales; Didymosphaeriaceae. The record is from RefSeq and is a predicted model, not a curated record.
GUUGAACACAGCCGCGGCCGGGAAGGAUGAGUAAACCUCUUGAACACAUUGCAACAUAAGCGCAGCUUACUAUGCCGAUUUUCUGCCGCUCCAUAUGUUCCUUUGCUUGAGUGGCUUGGUUUGAUGCCGACGGUGAUUGCUAAGCGCCUGCAGUUCUGGGCAUCAAGUAACAUAAGAUGAGCCGGGCCUCCCGUUGUAUUCUAUAGCACCGAGACAGCGCGGACUACCAAUUUUGACAAGGCGAGUGAGCCUUCCAAGCAAAUCGUCAUGGCAUUCUCUCUAGGAAUGUCUUUCCAUGACGGCGAGACGAAGAUGCAUGAACUCCUUCAUGUCCCACACCUUGAGAACCCUACAUCAACUACACUCACACCGCAAGCAGCUUUUCGACUGCAGCAAGCGCCACUUCUUGCUAUCGGCACAUUGGAUUCGCAAGAGCGACCGUGGACUUCGCUAUGGGGCGGGAACCACGGCUUUUCGGAAAUGUUAGGAGGCGGGAUCAUUGGAACGCGUACACUAGUCGAUGCAGCCCAUGAUCCUGUCGUGAAUGCGCUGGUGGGUCACGCGCCAAAGGGAGAGAUGGUGCCCGGUAAGGAGAAGAUGUUGGCUGGGCUUACUAUCGAUCUCAUGGAAAGGAAGAGAGUAAAAAUUUUCGGUCGCGCGAUAGCUGGAUGUGUAAACGAAGUAAAGGUGGAAGUCGAAGAUGACCACGCGAAAUCGGCUGGAGUUCCUGAAUCGCAAGAUCAAGUCCAGCUUAUUACCAAGAUAGAACAGAGUCUGGGUAACUGUCCAAAGUACCUGAACGCAUACGAAAUUCGACCAGCACUAGUCUCGCCCACUCUGAUGUCGCAAUCCGAAACGCUUUCAGAGGAGGCCAAGGCUCUUAUUCUGAAGUCGGACAUGUUCUUUCUCACGACUAGUGUACCUGAAGAUAUGGACACGAACCACAGAGGAGGGCCUCCAGGGUUCGUUCGCAUACUCUCCGACACGGAAAUAGUAUACCCUGAGUACUCCGGGAACCGACUUUACCAAUCCCUCGGUAACUUGCUCAUUAACCCAAAGAUUGGUGUUACUUUUCCCGCAUAUGACACGGGCGAUGUGGUCUAUAUCACUGGAACCGCCAAAGUCAUAGUUGGAGCUGAUGCGGCAGCGUUACUACCCGGAAGCAAUCUAGCCGUCAGAAUCAAGAUCGAAGAAGCGCGCCAUGUCAAAGAAGGGCUGCCUCUGCGCGGAACACGGAAAAUUCCAUCGCCAUAUAACCCACUCGUUAGGACGCUGGCUUCGGAGGGGAACCUGAAAGCCUCCGCACGAGCUGCACGGAAAAUGGCCCGACUGGUCAAAAAGACACCACUGGGACCGAGUGUUGCCCGAUUUACCUUCUCUGUCUCUGAUGGUGUGCAGUACUCCCCUGGACAGUGGGCAGCCUUUGACUUUUCUCACGAUCUCGAUAUCGGCUACUCACACAUGCGCGACGAUGACCCGCGGAGUUUGAACGAUGACUUCGUCCGAACUUUCACCAUUUCGUCGUCGCCUGUUGGAGACGGCACACAGAAAGAGUUCGACAUCACGAUAAGGAACGUCGGUGUUGUGACCAGCUAUUUAUUCCGGCAGAACGAACGUGCUGGCUUUGAGGUGCCGAUCGUGGGUAUUGGCGGAGAGUUCGUGAUCGAACAAGAUCCAGACUCGAAUAAGCUUACACCAUUUAUUGCUGGUGGUGUUGGUAUCACGCCGUUGCUUGGUCAGAUUGGAAGCUUGAUUUUGCGACCAAACCGCCUAAAGCUUAUCUGGACCAUCCGACUUACAGACAUUGACCUUGUCUUGAGUGUGUUGGAGACUCAUGUUGAGCUUGCUCGAUGCACUGAAGUGUUCUUCACUGGCAGCACUGAGACAACUGAGUUUGAGACCAAAAUUGAGCAACUAAAGAGUACAGGAGCUAAGGUUAACAAGGGGCGACUUGAGAAAGCGGAUGUUGACAUCCAAGAAGCAUCAUCUUUCUACCUAUGUGCCGGAGGUCCAUUAAGAAAAGAACUGCUUCGCUGGUUGGAAGGGAAGGUGGUGAUUUACGAGAACUUUGACUAUUGAACAGCGUUCUUUGGUUGUCCUCGGAAUGGUUCACGACCUUGGAGAUCUUUGGUCCAAGGAUCAGUCUACUUAAGAGCGUCGACCCACUACGUCGCUACCUACGUCGACACGUGUUGAUCCCCUAGCUUCAAGCCAUGUUGAAGUAUCAAUACCUUUACGAUUUCAAGUGUCGUGGCAUUGUCUCUGUGGAAGGUCUGUACACAAUACAGCAAUCAGAC